GAUAAUUAGGUAAUUUUCCAUUACAGGGUCUGUUAUCAUUCAGAGAUGUGGCUGUAGACCUCUCACAGGAGGAAUGGGAAUGUCUAGACUGUGCUCAGAGAGCUUUAUACAUGGAUGUGAUGCAGGAGAAUUACAGCAAUCUCCUUUUUGUGGAGAACUAUCGCAUAUAUGGUAAAUGUGAGAAGUUCUUGCAUCAAGGCACAAAGCAUUUUAUCCAUGAUCAUGAAAAUAUCCAAGAGAAGACUUAUAAAUGUAAUGAGAUUUUCAAAGUGACUCAUGAAUCCUGCCAUUGUACACCUUAUGACACAAGUGAUACUGCAGAAAAUUACAACAAGUACAGAUUUGGUAUCCACAGAAAUGCCUGUGUUGAAAACUUAAACCUCAACAGACACAAAAGUGGGAAGGCUGGAGAAGAACUUUGCAAAUGUACAGACCAAGUAAACUUUUUAAAUUUGAUUACCAUCAUUGCCAAAAUAAAAAAAACUCACACAGGAAAGGAAGACCACAAAAAUGUAGAGUAUGAUAAAUCUUUUCAGUCUAAUACAGAAAUCACACUGAAACAAACUGAAUGCGGGAAGAAACCACACCAAUGCUGGAAAUGUGGAAAAUUCUUCAAGAGUCAUUCAAGCCUCAUUGGGCAUCAGAGAGCCCAUCGUAGAGACAAGUCCUAUAAAUGUACAAAAUGCAGUAAUUCCUUUCUCCAUUUUUCACAACUCAAAGUACAUUACAAAAUCUAUUGUAGAGAAAAUCCCUACAAAUGUACAGAAUGUGGUAAAUGCUUUUAUAACACAUCAGACUUUGAAAGACAUUUCAGCAUCCACAGUGGAAAGAAACCUUACAAAUGUAGUGAAUGUGAUAAAUCCUUUCUUAGUGCCUCAUAUCUUAGAAUACAUCAGAGAAUCCACACAGGAGAGACUUACAAAUGUAGUGAAUGUGAUAAAUCCUUUACCACAAGAGACCAUCUUCGAAAUCAUCAGAGAAUCCACACAGGAGAGAAACCUUACAAAUGUAGCACAUGUGACAAAGCCUUUACCACAAAAGACCAUCUUCAAAGUCAUCAGAGAAUCCAUACAGGUGAGAAACCUUUCAAAUGUAGUGAAUGUGGAAAAUGCUUUAUAACAAAAGACCAUCUUAGAACUCAUCAGAGAAUCCACACAGGAGAGAAACCUUAUAAAUGUAGUCAGUGUGACAAAUGCUUUACAAGUGCCUCAAAUCUUAGAACUCAUCUGAAAAGACAUACAGGUGAGAAGCCUUAUAAAUGUAGUGAAUGUGACAAAUCCUUUAAAAGUAGUUCAAAUCUUAGAACUCAUCAGAGAAUCCAUACGGGUGAGAAACCUUACAAAUGUAGUCAAUGUGACAAAUCCUUUACUGAGAAAGGGACAUUUAGAAAUCAUCAGAGAAUCCAUACAGGAGAGAAACCUUACAAAUGUAGUCAGUGUGACAAGUCCUUUACUGAGAAAGGGACAUUUAGAAAUCAUCAGAGAAUCCAUACAGGAGAGAAACCUUACAAAUGUAGUGAAUGUGACAAAUGCUUUACCAAGAAAGUGACCUUUAGAACUCAUCAGAGAAUACAUACAGGAGAGAAACCGUAUAAAUGUAGCAAAUGUGAAAAAUCUUUUACAGGGAGAGGCAAUCUUCGAACUCAUCAGAGAAUCCACACAGGCGAGAAACCUUACAAAUGUAGUGAAUGUGACAAAUCCUUUAACACAAAAGACAAUCUUAGAACUCAUCAAAGAAUUCACACAGGCGAGAAACCUUACAAAUGUAGUGAAUGCGACAAAUCCUUUACCUGGGAUUCAUCUCUUAGGAUACAUCAGAGAAUCCAUACAGGAGAAAAAUCUUAUAAAUGUAGUGAAUGUGACAAAUCCUUUACCACAAAAGGCAAUCUUAGAACUCAUCAGAGAUUACAUACACUAGAGAAACUUUAGAAAUGUAGUAAAUGUGAAAAAUUCUUUUCUGUAGGUUCAACUCUUAGAAUAUGUUCUGGGAUAUUUGAUCACACUAUGAAACCUGAGUUUUAAUAAUAUCAACAUUGAUCAGGGAGCAGAACCCAAACUUAAUUGACAGGAAUUAGCCCUAGAGAGUAUGAAGGGGUAUGGAAGAUUGCUAGAUUCACAGGAAGUAGUAGGAAGUGACUUGGAGUUUUGCAGUCUUCUGGUUUGAGAUGGGUUAGAAAGACAUUCUUGCUGGGUCUCUGGCAUAAAGGGAAGGUCAUUUGGUUGCUUCUUGGCCUCUCUGAUCUAGCAGGUUUUCACCCUA
Messenger RNA from Phodopus roborovskii (desert hamster), 2259 nucleotides. Its product is annotated as gastrula zinc finger protein XlCGF26.1-like. Lineage: Eukaryota; Metazoa; Chordata; Mammalia; Rodentia; Cricetidae. Gene Ontology annotation, molecular function: RNA polymerase II cis-regulatory region sequence-specific DNA binding; DNA-binding transcription activator activity, RNA polymerase II-specific. Gene Ontology annotation, biological process: regulation of transcription by RNA polymerase II. The record is from RefSeq and is a predicted model, not a curated record. Gene Ontology annotation, cellular component: nucleus.